UUGUCAAACAUAACCUCAUAAAGAAAUGAUAAACAAUAAAAAGCAGAAAAAUCAAACCAAAUAUUUUGCUUGAAAGUUUCUAAAAUUCUAAGCUCAAUAAAAACCAUUCAAAUAUAGGAAUUGUACUAAUUAACAAUGAAGGAGACGCCAAUUUCCACAAUAGAACGUAAUUUUGUCACACAGGCAGUGAAACAUAAUCUACGUCUCGAUGGUCGCAAGAAUGAUGAAUUUCGUAAAAUAACCAUCAAUUUCGGUGCGGACUGGGGUAGUGCUUUAGUGGCGCUCGGUGAAACAAAAGUUCUAGCGCAAGUAUCCUGCGAAUUGGGAGUGCCGAAGGCAACGCGACCCAAUGAGGGUAUUAUACACAUUAAUGUCGAAUUGGGUCAAAUGGCUGCGCCACACUUUGAAUCCGGACGUAACUCCGAAUUAAAUGUGCAAAUAUGUCGCACUUUGGAGCGAACAUUUAAAGAUUCACGUUGCGUCGAUUUGGAAUCGCUUUGUGUAACCACAGAGGAGCGUGUGUGGAUGUUGCGCAUCGAUUUGAAUGUACUAAAUCAUGAGGGAAAUUUAAUUGACUGCUGUUCCGUAGCUGCACUAAGCGCCCUCUUGCAUUUCAAGCGCCCAGAUGUUAGCAUAAUCGACAAUGAUGUGCACAUACACUCGCCAGCCGAAAAGGAACCAAUACCAAUGGUGCUGCAUCAUUAUCCCGUUUGUGCCAGUUAUUGCCUCUUCGAUGAUGGUCGUUUAGCUAUUGCCGAUCCUAGUGUUUUGGAGGAACGUGUCGCCGAUUCUGCCUUGGUGUUUGGUUUAAACUCGUUUCGGGAAUUGUGUUGUCUAAAUUUAGGCGGCACCACACUUACCAGUUCCAACCUUUUACUACAAUGUGCAACACGUGCUGCACGUCGAGCCAAAUUUGUUGUGGAUUACGUUAAGGAAGUGUUGGAAUUAGAUAAAUUGGCACGAGAAGAAGAUAGAAAUUCUGGUUUCACAGAAUGUGUGCGUCUCAAUAAAAUCACAGCAUUAGCAGAGAAUCGCUUGUCCCUGCGUCUACGUAAUUUCAAGUUACAGGGAACUGACGAUUUGAAAGAUGAAACUGCAAUGGAAACAAGCGGCGACGAGGAGGUUGAGAGUGAAGAGGAAGAUGGUACAGAGAAACCACAGAAAAUCGUUUCAAUUGACUCCAAAUCGGCUAUAUUGGAAUCCAAUCAGUCGAAUAUCAAGUGGGUGCCAGAUGAUGAUGGCGUUGAAAGUAAUAUUGAAAGCAUUUGUUCAGAGAACGUGACUGAGGAAGGUGACGAAAGUGAGCGCAGCUUAUCACAACAGAUCGAAAAACAAAUGCAAAAACAUUCAAAAAAAGAAUCCAAACGAGCGUUAAGCAAAAAGCAUUUGCAUGAUGACGCUGGCAGUGAUUCGGAGGAAGAAGCGAAGGUUAUUUUGUAAAGGUGAAUAACCAAUUUUAAUAAAUCUAUACAGUUUCAUAUGUAAUUAU
Molecule: messenger RNA, 1489 nt
Organism: Ceratitis capitata (Mediterranean fruit fly)
Lineage: Eukaryota; Metazoa; Arthropoda; Insecta; Diptera; Tephritidae
Gene: Rrp45
Product: exosome complex component RRP45
Exons: 5
Coding region: 136-1440 (434 amino acids)
Biological process (GO): U5 snRNA 3'-end processing; exonucleolytic trimming to generate mature 3'-end of 5.8S rRNA from tricistronic rRNA transcript (SSU-rRNA, 5.8S rRNA, LSU-rRNA); nuclear mRNA surveillance
Cellular component (GO): nuclear exosome (RNase complex); cytoplasmic exosome (RNase complex)
Source: RefSeq, a predicted model, not a curated record